Molecule: messenger RNA, 411 nt
Organism: Dioszegia hungarica
Lineage: Eukaryota; Fungi; Basidiomycota; Tremellomycetes; Tremellales; Bulleribasidiaceae
Exons: 3
Coding region: 1-411 (136 amino acids)
Biological process (GO): transmembrane transport
Cellular component (GO): membrane
Molecular function (GO): transmembrane transporter activity
Source: RefSeq, a predicted model, not a curated record
AUGUGUGUCACUCGUGCCUUAUCUGGCUUGGGACUCGCGAUAGCCUCGCCCGCUGCCUUUGGGAUCAUUGGCGUCAAUAUCCGACAGGAGCCUGCCCGCACGAUCGUCUUUGCUGCAUUCGGAUUGGGCAACCCGAUGGGAGCAGCCUUCGGGUGUAUCAUCGCAGGAGUCAUGUCCAGCAUCGGACAGGGUAGCUGGUCUUAUCUGUUCUACCUUCUUGCCGGCGCGGCCAUCGUCUUGCUCGUCAUCGCCUACUUUGUCGUCCCUCCUGACCCUCCGUCGGUGUCUGGCAAGGACCUGCGGAUCGACUGGAUCGGUGGAGCACUCGUCACUGCGUCCGUAUGCCUCUUCACCUUUAGUCUGACCGAGUCCGGAGUUGCGUCAGAAGGGUGGAAAGCACCUCGUAAGUGA